AUGGCGCAGCAGGUGAUUCAGCUGGAUCCAGAAAAACUGAGCUGUUUAAUCUGUCUGGAUCUUCUAAACGAUCCGGUGACUAUUCCCUGUGGACACAGCUACUGCAUGAGCUGUAUUGAACACUGCUGGGAUGAGGAGAAUGGGCAGCAUGAAACAUACAGCUGCCCUCAGUGCAGGCAGAGCUUCACACCGAGGCCUGUCAUGAUGAAAAGUACCAUGUUAGCAGAGUUAGUGGAGGAACAGAAGAAAGUUGGACUUCAUGCUGUUUCACCUGAUCAGUCCUUUGCAGGACCUGAAGACGUGGCCUGUGAUUUCUGCUCUGGGAUAAAGCUGCAGCAGGAGAUCACUGAGCUGCAGAGGAAAGACACUGAGCUGGAGAAGCUCUCACGCACAGAGGAUCACCUGCAUUUCCUCAACAACUACCCCUCACUCUCACGUCUGAGAAAGUCUAGAGACUUACCCAGCAUGGUUAAGUCUCUGUGCUCUUUUAAGGAUGUGACAGCAGCGGUGUCAGAGGCCAGAGAUAAACUGCAGGCUCUUCUGAAUGAGGAGUGGACAAAGAUCUCACUGGCAGUGACUGAAGAGGAUGUUUUACUGCCUCAAGCAGAGCCCAGAACCAGAGCUGAAUAUAUGAAAUAUUCACAUCAAAUCACACUGGAUCCAAAUACAGCACACACACUUUUGUCACUGAGUGACAGUAACAGAAAAGCAACAUUAACGGCAGGACGCAAGUUUGAUUCGGUUAGAUUUCUUGAAAGUUGGCAGGUCCUGAGUAGAGAGGGUCUGACUGAACGUUGUUACUGGGAGGUGAAGUGGAGCGGGAGAGUUUUCAUAGCAGUUGCAUACAAGGAUAUUAGCAGAACAGGGACUGUGUAUGAAUGUGGAUUUGGAUAUAAUGACAAGUCCUGGUCAUUAGAAUGUAACAGUGAUAGUUAUGAAUUCAGGCAUAACAACAUUGUUACUUCCAUCUCAGGCCCUCAGUCCUCCACAAUAGGAGUGUAUCUGGAUCACAGGGCAGGUACUCUGUCUUACUACAGCGUCUCUGAAACCAUGACUCUCCUCCACAGAGUCCAGACCAAGUUCACUCAGCCUCUCUAUGCUGGAUUUUGGCUUCCAUAUAUUGCUGGAAGCACAGCUGAGUUGUGUGAGCUCAAGUAGACAGGAGUUUAAAGAGUGAGGGAUCUGUGUUGCUGUAUGGUAAAUGUUAAGGUGUGUCUGCAGUGCAGAGAUCAAACAUAGUGGGUGAGACUGUGAUGUGUCAAUUCAAUGAAAUGGUGAAAUGAAAAAGAAAUCUUUUAUGCUACAUGUAGGGAUAUAUAGGGAUUAAAACUAUCUCUUUUAUUGAUAUUGUAUUCUUAAUAUGCUUGUAUGUUGUAUUUCGUUAUGUACUGUGCUUGGAAAAUUUUGCAUAUGCAAAAUGUCUGAUAAAAUCUAUUUUUUGUGUAUGGUUAAGUCUGUCUGGAUUUGGGUUUAUGGGCAUGCCGAAUGAAUGUGAUAUAAAGUUUAAUUUAUUUAUUUAUUUUCUUUUACUUGUACCAUAUCUUCAUUAUUGCAAUUUGUAAAAUGUAAUGUUUAUUUUUUGUCUACACGGCCUACUGCUGUCUAUGCUGCGUACUGUGCUGCUGUUGUACUGAUAUUAUACAAUAACAUUACCCUUUUAUUUCUUUUUAAAAGGCAGCAAAAAAGUUCUAGUACCAGAAAACUGGUAAAAUUUUAAAAACGUAACCCUCUGACAAUUAGCUUGCUUAUUAUCUUAUUAAUAGGGAAUGCAAGUGUCUUUACAUUGUAACAAUUUAAAGGAAACAUAGUCAUGAUUUUGCAAACUCACAUUAGAAAGAACAUGAAGAACUUGAAUGUAACCUUGUGAAAGUCUUUUGCUAAUCAUUUUUGAAAGAGUGCAUGACAACUAUGAAAAGAAUAAGUGAAUGUUAAAAUUUCUACAAAUAAAUGAAUAGUUGAUGUUUAAA
This is a messenger RNA of Epinephelus lanceolatus (giant grouper), 1967 nucleotides long. RefSeq names its product tripartite motif-containing protein 16-like. NCBI's taxonomy places the organism in Eukaryota, Metazoa, Chordata, Actinopteri, Perciformes, Serranidae. The record is from RefSeq and is a predicted model, not a curated record. Gene Ontology annotation, molecular function: protein binding; zinc ion binding.